Messenger RNA from Odobenus rosmarus divergens (Pacific walrus), 1970 nucleotides. RefSeq names its product autophagy related 16-like 2 (S. cerevisiae) (gene ATG16L2). Gene Ontology annotation, molecular function: protein binding. The transcript has 18 exons. Gene Ontology annotation, cellular component: autophagosome membrane. Lineage: Eukaryota; Metazoa; Chordata; Mammalia; Carnivora; Odobenidae. The record is from RefSeq and is a predicted model, not a curated record. Gene Ontology annotation, biological process: autophagosome assembly; negative stranded viral RNA replication.
AUGGCGGGGCCCGGCGCCCCCAGCGUGCCCGUCGCCCUCUGGAAACGCCACAUAGUGCGGCAGCUUCGGCAGCGGGACCGCACGCAAAAGACACUCUUCGUGGAGCUGGUGCCGGCCUAUAACCGUCUCCUAGAGAAGGCUGAGUUGCUGGGCUGGAUCUCGGAGAAGCUGCAGCUAGAGCCAAAUGAUGUCACUCCUGCUACCCUCCAGGGCCCCUGGUGAGAAUCGGGGCCUGACUCAGACCAAGUCCCACCACCAACCACCCUGAGGGUGAAGUGGCAAAAGGAGGAGGAAGGGCUCCGGCAGGACUGCGGUAAGAUGGCCUACCAGGUGGUGGAAAAGAGCGCGGCCCUGGGGGCCCUGGAGGCGACGCUGGAGGAGCAGCAAAGCAGGCUGGCAGCUCUGGAGGCCUGCGCGGCGGAGCUGCAGGAGGCGAGGGCGCAGCAGACCCGGCAAGUGGACGCACAGCGGGCGCUGAACGUGGCGCAGCGGGCGGCCUACGAGGCGCUGCGCGCGCAGGCCAGGCUCCGGGAGGCGGCCCUGCGCAGGCUGGAGGAGGAAGCGCGCGACCUGCUGGAGCGGCUCGUGCAGUGCAAGGCGCGCGCCGCCGCCGAGCGCAACCUGCGCCUCGAGCGCCACGAGAAGGCCAAGCAGGCGCGGAUGUCCUUGGAGCUAAAGAAGGCUGCCAAGCGGAUAGUGAGCAUCAGCGAGAGCCCAAACACCAUAGGCGACGGGAUCAGAGAGGAGGCUGAGACUCUGGCCCUGCCUGCUGAGCUCCUAUCCCUGAAGAGUGGGGCUGGUGAGAAGUGGAAGAGGCCCUUCAGAUCUGCCUCUGCCACCUCCUUGACACUCUCCCGCUGUGUGGAUGUGGUGAAGGAGCUUCUGGAUUUCAAGAAGAGGAGAGGCCACUCCAUUGGGGGAGCUCCUGAGCCGCGAUACCAGAGCAUCCCUGUGUGUGUGGCUGCCCAACCUCCUACCCAGGUUCAGGAUGUGCUGGAUGCCCACCUUUCCGAGGUCAAUGCUGUUUGUUUUGGCCCCAGUAGCAGCCUCCUGGCCACCGGAGGGGCUGACCGCCUCAUCCACCUCUGGAAUGUUGUGGGAGAUCGUCUGGAGGCCAACCAAACCCUCGAAGGAGCUGGUGGCAGCAUCACCAGUGUGGACUUCGACCCUUCGGGCUCACAGGUAUUAGCAGCUACUUACAGUCAGGCUGCCCAGCUCUGGAAGGUGGGGGAGGUACAGUCCAAGGAGACACUGUCUGGACACACAGACAAGGUGACGGCUGCCAAGUUCAAGCUAACAAGGCACCAGGCGGUGACUGGGAGCCGAGACCGGACGGUGAAGGAGUGGGACCUCGGCCGCGCCUACUGCUCCAGGACCAUCAAUGUCCUUUCCUACUGUAAUGAUGUGGUGUGUGGGGAUCAUGUCAUCAUCAGUGGCCACAAUGACCAGAAGAUCCGGUUCUGGGACAGCAGGGUCCCCUGCUGCACCCAGGUCAUCCCCGUGCAGGGCCGGGUCACCUCCCUGAAUCUCAGCCAAGACCAGCUGCAUCUGCUCAGCUGUUCCCGAGAUGACACACUCAAGGUCAUUGACCUUCGUGUCAACAAUAUCCGCCAGGCGUUCAGGUCUGAUGGCUUCAGGUGCGGUUCUGACUGGACCAAAGCCGUGUUCAGCCCGGACAGAAGCUAUGUCCUGGCAGGUUCCUGGGACGGAGCCCUUUACAUCUGGGAUGUAGACACUGGCAAGCUGGAGGGUAGUCUGCGGGGACCCCACUGCGCUGCCAUCAACGCCGUGGCCUGGUGCUCCUCGGGGAGCCAUGUGGUGAGCGUGGACCAGGCCAGGAAGGUUGUGCUCUGGCACUAGCCAUGACUUCUCCUGCCAGGGCUGGAGCUCGAGUCUGAAGCCCAAAGCCAGAAGACAGCUUCCCACUGCUCACAGGGCUCCGGAGCAAGUGGGGCUGGAGGUGGGAUGGG